Spinacia oleracea (spinach) is the source of this 1438-nucleotide messenger RNA. RefSeq names its product palmitoyl-monogalactosyldiacylglycerol delta-7 desaturase, chloroplastic. Gene Ontology annotation, molecular function: palmitoyl-[glycerolipid] 7-desaturase activity. The record is from RefSeq and is a predicted model, not a curated record. The transcript has 5 exons. Lineage: Eukaryota; Viridiplantae; Streptophyta; Magnoliopsida; Caryophyllales; Amaranthaceae. Bases 302 to 1246 code for a protein of 314 amino acids. Gene Ontology annotation, biological process: very long-chain fatty acid biosynthetic process. Gene Ontology annotation, cellular component: endoplasmic reticulum membrane.
CGUACUCCUCCUCUCAAUUACGUACAGUAUUAUUUAAGCAGUAUAGUCUUAUACGAAAAGAAUUAAUCCACCGGGUUUCAUGUUUCAUUGUUUCUGCAUAUUAUUAUACUAGCCACGUGUAUCAUCAUCUCUCUGUUUCAUGCUCUUGCUUAACUGUGUGAAAUAGUUCAAAAAAAUUCAUACAUAAAUACACCCUUCCAAAUCGACAAAAACAAAUUCCGAUUCUAUUCUUUUGUUUAGUUCAAUUCUUACCAUCAACAACAGCUCAAACUUACCUCCAUAUUUAGCAAGAAUUGUAAGUAUGAAGAUCAGUUCAUUUGCGAUUCCGGAAUCGGAAUCGGAACCGGAAAAGUAUUCCCAUAGAAUUUGGGGUUCGGAUGUUGUAGUGAAGAACCCGAAGAAUGUGUUAUCGGAAUGGAAAUGGGAUUCCUUAUCAAUUGAGACAUUAAGUGCAGUUGUGGUGAUUCAUGGGUUGGCUCUUUUUGCUCCGUUUAGCUUUAAUUGGGGUGCAUUUUGGGUGGCGGUGGUUUUGUGUUUCGUGACGGCGUUGUUUGGUGUUUGUCUUUCGUAUCACCGGAAUUUGACGCACAGGAGUUUUAAGCUACCUAAAUGGCUCGAGUAUUUCUUUGCUUAUUGCGGGGCUUUAGCACUCCAGGGGAGUCCAAUUGAUUGGGUGAGCACACACAGGUUCCACCAUCAAUUUUGCGAUACAGAGCAAGACCCACAUAGUCCUCUUGAUGGAUUUUGGUUUAGCCACAUGAAUUGGUUAUUUGAUGCCAAAGUUGUUAUCGAAAGGUGUGGCGAGCCAAACAAUGUAGGAGACUUGGAAAAUCAAGCAUUCUACAGAUUUAUGAAAAGCACAUACAUUUUACACUCACUUAUUCUUGGAGGAUUACUUUAUGCAUUUGGAGGAUUUCCCUACUUCGUCUGGGGAAUGGGAGUAAGGACGGCAUGGGUAUACCACAUAACAUGGUUCGUGAACUCUGCUUGUCACAUAUGGGGAUCUCAAGCUUGGAAUACCGGUGACUUAUCAAAAAACAAUUGGUGGGUAGCAUUGCUUACAUUUGGAGAAGGUUGGCACAACAAUCAUCAUGCUUUUAAAUACUCGGCUCGACAUGGCUUCGAAUGGUGGCAAGUUGAUAUGACUUGGUAUACUAUUAGGGUUCUUCAACUUGUUGGUUUGGUCAAGGAUGUUAAGCUUCCUUCUGAGGCUCACAAACAACGUUUGGCAUUUAAAAAGCGAUGAAAUAUCCACUUGAGUGCGCCUUGAGGCAGGAUGCAAUAAUUAGCAAUCAUGUUUACAGUUCUAAUUACACAUUGUAAACGUGAUAAAUAAUUAUGGACGGUGUGGGAGAAUGAUGUAAAUAAAUCUAUGAUCUAGCAAUGUGUUCUUGCUAUUUAGAACUAUAUAUAUAUAUAUAUAUAUAUAUAUAUACAU